AUGAUCAUCCUCACCCGUGCCAGAUUUGCAAAGCGGCUCGCCCUCCGUCUCUCCAAGGCGAAAAGAAAGGUUCCCGCGAAAGCUCAGCCCCACCAGCACCACCCCGAGUCCGCUACCACCCGGCGUUUCGUCCAGGGCGUACCUCCGGACGAGGUUAUCGCGGUGACCGCCCGUCGCAUGGCCAAGGCAGAGCGCGACGAGCGCAUGGAUAUCACCCUUGCCCUGACCGAAGUCAAGGAAUACAUGGGCGGCUUCACCCGCCCCAGGGAUCUCAGCGCCUCCCGCUGGUUCCGCGGCGGUACCUACGAUCGGCGUGGGACCGUCUACGAGUCCCCACCCGAGGCCGCGUACGAGUCGCACACGGUCUUCAUCGUCGAGUCCCGGUACCCGGUCGUGCAUGGCAUCGGGCGCAUCGACACCGAGGAACAGUUCGUCGGAGUGUGCCGCGAGGGUGACCUCCCCGCUCUACUCGCGUCCUUCAACUCGGCCAAGACCAGGGGCGAGUUUCGGGAGGCGAUGGACAACGCUCGCUGGCCGUGGAUGCAGAACCACCCAAUGCCGCGCAAGACAGUGUGGUGGGAGCCCGGCGAGUCUCCCGAUGCGGUGCAUCGCAAGGCGAUUGAGGAGAGCACAGACUUUGCAAGCGAGCUCCAGGAUGGGAAGCGGGUCCCCGUGGAAUUGCUGACACCUGCGUCUUCGUCGUACGAUGCGCGCUCACACCUCAAGCAGCGGCGCUCGUUCCAUGCCUCUGCGCUUGCACGCGCGGGUGACCACUCAUCCUCAUCCUCAUCUCCAUCCUCGUCGUUCCAGAACCGUGACAAGAGCCUCCCUGCGUCGUCCUGGAGUCGUCCACCGCGACCGCCACAGGAUGCGGACGACAACGUUGUGCCGGCGUUCUACGUCGAGCGGAAGCGGCAACGAGAUGACAUCUCGGAGCGCAAAGUGGCGGAGAGCUCGUUGAUGGCAGAGCUCAACGCGGGAAUCCUCAGCGAGGGCCUUUCCGCAUCCGUUCGCCCUCGCGAGGAGAAGAUUCCCGUCGAGGUGCGCAUGGCAGACGGUUCGGUACGGCACCCGAGUGGGUUUGAGCCGCCGACGGCCGAGACGGACUUUCACCCGGUCGCGGCGAAGACGCCCACAGAAGAAGACCCGCAGUCGAUUUUGUCUACGGUCAAGCAGAUGUGGGACGCGCGCAAGUUUGCGGAGCCUGAGGUCCCGCCGAUCAGUAUCGACGCGGACGUCGAGGCGGAGUACUUGAAGCGCAAGGUGCAGGAUAUUAUUGACAACAGCGCGGUACGGACUGCACAGAUUGCGGAGCCGGCCUCCGCGGUAAAUUUCGACCCCGUCUCAGGCGUAUCCUCAACGCCAGAGUCGCCUAGUACCACCUCGUCAUGGGACACUCCGGCACGCUCAAGGGCGCGCUCGACGGACCCCGAUAACAUCGUGCCCCCAUACUACAUUGAAAGAAAACAGCAGCGCGACUCGAUCUCACAACGGAAGGAGGAGGACGAGCUGAUGUCUGAGCUGAGUGCGGGCGUGCUGAGCGACGGCAUCGCUGCGGAGAUGCGCCUGCGAGAUGAGAAGAUCCCCGUAGAAGUGUUCGAAGAGGAUGGCAUCGUGCGGCACCCUAGUGGGUACGCCCCGCCGACGCCCGAGACCGAUUUCUAUCCUGCGUCUGCGAAGUCCCCCGAGUCGCCGCCAAAGACGCUAUGGACUGAGCUAACUGCAUCCAAGAUUGCGCGGGGGUUCCACUGGAGCGCCCUGGUGCGCGCGCAGGAGGUUCCUGACUCCUUCAGGCUGGUCUCCCCUGUCCUUGGUACAUCCCCGCCCACGCCCUCUUCGCUGCAUGUGCGCGAUAUCGCGACAACGGCGCAGGGAGAAUCAUCCGACGCAGUGUCCGCGCACGACAAACCCCCGCAGGCGGAAAAGGAUGGGGACGAGUACUCGCUCAUAUCGACCAACCCCACGCGCCCUCGGAUUUCAUACGAGCAGCUCGACAGCCGGUUGGACGCGAUCCGGCGCAAAUACAGGCCGAAGCUCGAGACAGAACCCUUCUGGCGGCCGCUGCUGACGGUGACGCUCGCAACGCGCCCACUGGCGCUCAGCUUUGCUCGUCUCGCCCGUGCGCUCCCGCGCGGCGAGCCGUUCUAUGCCUCCAUCGUCCCGGACGACCGCAAGUGCUGGAAAUCGUUCCCCACGCGCAUGCGCCAGCUGCGCUUGCGUCGUGCGCGUCAGCUCACCAUCGAAAUGGCGCGUUUCCUGGAGGGUUACCGCGGCGGGUUCGUCGGGCUGCGCUUCGGCACCGGCGACCGCGGCCGCGGGAUCGGCGGUGAGGGCUUCGCUGAGCCGAUCCCGGCGAGCAAGCGCCUCAUCCAGGUCGGCGUGGGCGAGUGGUACAAGCAUGCGGCAGACCUGCAGGAGCUGCUUCGCGAGGAGGCGCGAGAGGCGGACCUGGACAACGUCGCAGUGUUUGGGCUCGACGAGCGAGGCGCACGCACGGACGGGAAGGCGUGGGCGCCGAAGCCGCGCCCUCUGCCGCGGCUGGAGUCGCUCAACGAGUUCGCGGCGAAGAAGGGCGUGUCAUUCGAGGGCAUGGAUAAGUGGCAACGCGAGGAAGCGCGCAUGGAGUUCGCGAAGAAGUAUGCGAUGCAGAUCGCGGCGAGGCGCGCCCAGGGACAUAGUUCGGUGAUGCACCCGCCCCCAACUCACGGACGGACACUCGUACGCAGAACGUGGCAACCUGCCACACCUAUCGUAUCUUGA
Molecule: messenger RNA, 2760 nt
Organism: Sparassis crispa
Lineage: Eukaryota; Fungi; Basidiomycota; Agaricomycetes; Polyporales; Sparassidaceae
Exons: 2
Coding region: 1-2760 (919 amino acids)
Source: RefSeq, a predicted model, not a curated record